This is a messenger RNA of Entamoeba nuttalli P19, 666 nucleotides long. RefSeq lists its product as hypothetical. Bases 1 to 666 code for a protein of 221 amino acids. The record is from RefSeq and is a predicted model, not a curated record. NCBI's taxonomy places the organism in Eukaryota, Evosea, Mastigamoebida, Endamoebidae. The transcript has a single exon.
AUGUUUCACUUAUUUAAAAGAAAUAAAAGUGAUUUACCAAAUGACCCUAAAGCAUUAAUUAAAUAUAAUUUUAAGAAACAAUUAGAUGUUCAUAAAUAUCAUCUCCCAAAUGACAUAAUACUCCCUAAAGGUAUGAAAAAUUCAAUUGUUGAAAAGUUAAUUCGUAAAAGAAAAAUUGCACCAAUUUAUCCAAGUAAAGAGCCUUAUUGUGACGAUGAUAAAAUAUGUAUGAUUUGUUUUCAAACUGUAAGACAAGGAAUGAAUACUUUAAGGUGUUGUAAAGGAAAACGGUUUAUUUGUACUCUUUGUUUAUUGUUCCACCCAAAAUUUAAUUUAGGACAGUGUGAAUUAUAUUGUGAUGUUUGUCAAGUAGUAACUAAAGUUUAUAUCUCCGAAAUUGAUAUAGAUCGUGAAAUAACAAAAAUUGUGAAUCAACCAAAAGAAGAAUAUAACGAGAUUGAUUUGUUAGAAGUCAUUAAAAAAUCUCAAAGAAAUGAACUUAAAACUCCUUCUUUUGCUAAUGUUCGUAAGGAAGUUAUUGAUAAAUUUAAAGAACUUGGAGUUGAAAUGAGAAGUGAUAUAUCAGAUGAUGCAUAUAAUUUGUUAGAUGUUAAUAAAAUGACAGACCCUGAUAUGGCAAUGGCUAUGAUGAUGAGUCUUUGUUAA